AUGGAUAUUAAAGAAUUUCGUAAAAGAGGAUAUGAGGCAAUUGAUAGAAUUUGCAACUAUUUCCAAGAAAUUGAUAACUAUGAUGUUGUAUCGAAAGUUGAACCUGGUUAUCUCACGAAGCUUCUUCCAGAUGAAGCACCCGAAUAUCCAGAAUCAUGGGACGAAGUUCAAUCUGAUAUAGAAACAAAAAUUUUUCCUGGUG
Messenger RNA from Entrophospora sp. SA101, 202 nucleotides. Lineage: Eukaryota; Fungi; Glomeromycota; Glomeromycetes; Entrophosporales; Entrophosporaceae. The record is from the annotation of a GenBank genome assembly.